AUGUAUCCUGCAGUAAAUGAAAAUGAUGAGAGCUAUGCAACUCACAACAACUAUCCUGCCUAUGCUCAACCAGUGGUGGCAUUUCCAAAUUAUGGCACUCCACAACCACAACCUGGUGCUCCUCCAUACAUCGGCACCAGUGUGAGGGGUCGUAUGACACAGCAAUGGACAACUGGUCUUUGUCAUUGUCUUGAUGAUCCUGGAAAUUGCUUAGUCACUUGUUUCUGCCCUUGUGUUACGUUUGGAUUGAUAGCAGAAAUAGUAGAUAAAGGCACUACAACUUGCGCUUGUUGUGGAACUAUAUAUGGAACACUGCUAGCUUUUACUGGGCUUGCAUGCUUGUACUCUUGCAGUUAUAGGUCCAAACUAAGGGUUCAAUAUGAUUUGCCAGAGGCUCCUUGUAUGGAUUGCUUAGUUCAUUUCUGCUGUGAAACUUGCGCUCUAUGUCAGGAGUAUAGAGAGCUUAAAAACCGUGGAUUUGACUUGAGCAUAGGCUGGGACGCCAACGUGGAAAGACGAAGGCAAGAAGUUACAUUAGCUCCGGUAAUUUCACAGUCUAUGACAAGAUGA
Molecule: messenger RNA, 570 nt
Organism: Abrus precatorius (Indian licorice)
Lineage: Eukaryota; Viridiplantae; Streptophyta; Magnoliopsida; Fabales; Fabaceae
Product: protein PLANT CADMIUM RESISTANCE 7-like
Exons: 4
Coding region: 1-570 (189 amino acids)
Source: RefSeq, a predicted model, not a curated record